AUGUCGUUUUCGUCUUCAGAAAUGCAGGCGUUGGUUUCCAAAGGAUUGUUGGCUCAGCCUCUGCCCAAUCUGUACGUUUUGGGAACCAUCCACAUCGGAUCCAAAUCGGCCGACGACGUGAAUCGUGUUCUAAACUCAGUUCAACCCUCGACAGUCAUUGUAGAAUUGCCACCGUCAAGAUUGCCUACCAUACUAAAGUCCAAGAACAUCAUGCAACAAUAUAGUGACGAAAUUGACGGCAGCAAGCAGAAAAUUGCAUCAAAUCCAAGAAAGACAAGUCUGAUCCAAGUUAUUGCUACUCUUCCCUCCAUGGCAGGGGCAGGUUUGUCAAUUGCAGGAUUUCCAGGAAUGAUGGUAAUGAUAAGCCUUCUUUGGCCUAGUUUGGUCAAGCAAACCUGGUCCUUGAAGAAUUCUGAACAAAAAGGCCACGAACUCGAACGUCGCAACGAAUUUGAAGUAGCGGUUGCAGUCGCCAAUAUCCUUGGGGCAAGUGUGGUGGCAGCCGAUUGGGAAUUGGAAGAAUUGGUUCAACGACUUGCUUCAUCCUUGACUGUACUCGAUUGGAUCCAACUAAUGUGGGGCGGUCUAGUCUUGGAACCCUUGGGUAUCCAACCAAUUGAUCCUCUGCAACGAAAAUCUGACGAAUCGUCAGUGGAAUGGGAAGAACGACGACGCGACAUUUGGACAGCCCGAGCAUCCUUGGAACAUGCACAAACCUAUACUCCAGCAGUGGAUCAAGUUUUGGUGCAUGGACGGAAUCAAUACUUUGCAGAACUGUGCUUGAAAGAAAUAUACUCGCAGGAAGAAACCAUGGAAGGAGAAGGAAAUGUUGGCAGCAGUCAGCUGAAGCCCAUUGUAUGCAUCGUGGGUUUGGCGCAUGUCGACGGGGUUUGUGAAAUUUGCCGAAAGCAAGCAGACAUAUAUGAAGUGGUUUAG
Messenger RNA from Cylindrotheca closterium, 936 nucleotides. NCBI's taxonomy places the organism in Eukaryota, Bacillariophyta, Bacillariophyceae, Bacillariales, Bacillariaceae. The record is from the annotation of a GenBank genome assembly.